AUGCGCUGUGUAUCUCCGCGUCUCCGUGGGUGGCUCUGCCGUGCAGAGAUCAAAGACGGGGGCAGCGUGGACACCAUCGUGACGCAUGAGGUGAAGGAAAUGGGCAAGCACACGCUCGUGUGUCAAGUGGCGUAUACAACACCCGAAGGGUUCGAUGUCUUCUUCCGCAAAUCAUUCAAAUUCGUCAUCAAGAAUCCGUUGGCGGUCAAAACGAAAGUCUACAAUGUCGAGAAGGAGGUCUUCUUAGAAGCACAGGUGCAGAAUCUAAUUGCCGUGCCUAUGUUAGUGGAGAGUGUGCGUUUCGACCCCAACCCACUCUUCACACUGUCUGACCUGAACUCUGUGAAUAAGUCAGACAUUGAGGAAAUCAGGAGACGCCUAGGCAAGGACACCCCCACCGGCCUGGCAGCCAUUGGAGAUGCUGGCAUGGGAUCUAUCAGCACCAUGGGCCGUCUCCCUUAUAUCAACCCCAAUGACAUACGCCAGUAUCUCUACCGCCUAACCCCAAAGACACCCAACGACCCACUGGCCAGAGCAGCAACGGUUGUGGGCAAACUGGAUAUCUCCUGGAAGACGAGCAUGGGCGAACAAGGACGACUGCAGACAAGCCAACUGCCACGCAAGGUUAAAGCCCAAAGCGACCUGACGCUUACAGCCACAUCAGUUCCUGGUAAGAUAGUCAUUGGUAAGCCCUUUGAAGUGGGGUGUGAGCUGUCUAAUCUGAGUGACAGGCGGAUGAGUCUGCGCAUGGUGGCUGUGAAGUCCAAAAUGUCAGACAUUGUCAUGAACGGCAUCUCCGGACAGCAUCUGGGAGAGGUCAAUCCGGAACACCGUCAGACUGUGACACUGUCUCUGUUUGCGCUCACUAUGGGUCUACAUCCCAUCACUGGGCUGCGAGUUACUGACCUUAUAUCUGGACGUAGCUACGACAUAGAAAAUCUGAAGGAUGUGCUGGUGACGGCCUCGUAG
This is a messenger RNA of Sphaeroforma arctica JP610, 969 nucleotides long. RefSeq lists its product as hypothetical. Bases 1 to 969 code for a protein of 322 amino acids. The record is from RefSeq and is a predicted model, not a curated record. NCBI's taxonomy places the organism in Eukaryota, Ichthyosporea, Ichthyophonida. Gene Ontology annotation, cellular component: TRAPPIII protein complex. The transcript has 7 exons.